UCUUACUAUACUCCGUACACAUAUUAUGAUGGGCCACGUAUCCGCCGUAUUUUGUUCGGAUAAAUCCGAGCUUCCAACCCACCUUCUCCCACCCUCUAUCAGCAACAGCCGCAGCCGCGCUCUCAUCACGUAGGUCCGCCGCAGCCGUCGCAGCCGUCACAGCCGUCAUUUAGAAGGCGACGACAACAUCAGCGUUGCAAAUCUCAGGCGUGAGUGACGUGACAUCCCUGACCGCGUCUUGCGCCCGUCGCAGCCUCCAUAAUCGCCACACAUGACCGUCACUAAACGCAGAACACAUCACAAGAGCCGCCUGGGCUGUAAGAACUGCAAGACUCGGAAAAUCAAGUGUGACGAGAAGAAGCCGUCAUGUUCGAACUGCAUCCGGCGCAAAGUAGACUGCGACUUCACUGCAGUCGGGACUCCGCAGCCGAGUUUGUCUCCCACAGGCCUGAGUAUGACGGAUUUAGAACUGCUGCAUAAUUACACGACCACCACCUACCUGACUCUGUCAGAAAGCCCAAUCAUAAGGCAGUUUUACCGAGACACAGUGGUGCAGGUGGGACUCGAGUACGACUACAUCAUGAGGGGCGUGCUGGCUCUGUCGGGUCUUCACCUCGCCCACCACCGCCAGCACAUACGCGACCACUACCUCGCCGCCGCCGUCACCCACCACCAGGCCGCAUCACAGGCCACCAUCCCCCUCGUUCCGAAUGCGACGCCCAAGAACGCGCAGGUGCUGUUCCUCUUCUCAGUCUUGACGACUUACUACGCGCUUGGCUGGCCACGCAAAUCCGACGAUACCCUCCUCCUCCGAGAGAACGCGGGCUUUCCCGACUGGGUGUAUCUGCUCCGCGGGACCAAAGGCUUCAUCGAACUGGCGGGGGUGCCAACGGGUGGGCCGAUGGCGCCGCUGUUCUCGCAUUCGAUCGCUCGCUUCCAGCUACGCGAGGGGCCCGAGGCAUCCAACUCGUCUGCGAACGCGGCGCUGGCGGAGCUGGAGGAGGUCGUUGCGCGACGGCCGCUGGAGGACGAGGCACUGCGCGGGGUUUACAUGCGGGCCAUCGCCGAGUUGAAAAAGUCGUUUGGCCAGGCCGAGGCAUGCGCGGCGCAGUACGAGAUGGCGGAUGCCUUCAUCUGGGUGUUUCUGAUGGCGGAGGACCUGCUGCCGUUGUUGCGGACGCCCACUCAGGAGGCUGUGGCUAUCUUUGCCUAUUUUUGUGUGCUACUGAAGAAGCUGGAUGGCCACUGGUGGAUGCAAGGCUGGGGGGCACAUCUCAUAGCCCAUGCCUACGACCUGCUGGACGAUGAGGGCCGGUUGUUGAUUCGCUGGGCUGUGCAGGAGAUUGGAUGGGUGCCGCCGUUGGCUACAGAACGCUUGGGAGGCGAGACGUCAACGUACGGCAACUCCCAAGAAAUCGCGGGGACAUCAACGUUGUGAAUUCAAUGAUGCGUGUGCGGUCUGAAAGUGUCGUUGAUGCUUGUACUUAUUAUCCAACAUGAUUAUUAUGUAGAC
Thermothelomyces thermophilus ATCC 42464 is the source of this 1513-nucleotide messenger RNA. RefSeq lists its product as uncharacterized. The record is from RefSeq and is a predicted model, not a curated record. Gene Ontology annotation, molecular function: DNA-binding transcription factor activity, RNA polymerase II-specific; zinc ion binding. The coding region runs from base 272 to 1438 and encodes 388 amino acids. The transcript has 5 exons. Gene Ontology annotation, biological process: regulation of transcription by RNA polymerase II. Lineage: Eukaryota; Fungi; Ascomycota; Sordariomycetes; Sordariales; Chaetomiaceae.